Molecule: messenger RNA, 2703 nt
Organism: Striga asiatica
Lineage: Eukaryota; Viridiplantae; Streptophyta; Magnoliopsida; Lamiales; Orobanchaceae
Source: the annotation of a GenBank genome assembly
AAAAUAUACAAUCGCCAAGUGAAUUUAUUUUGGCGUCUUCCCGCCUUUUUCCUCCUCUUCCUCCUCUCUAUGGGGUUUCGAAAAGACCCCAUUUCUGUUCACAGGUUAGCCCCAUCAUUAUCCAAGAUUAGGGUUUUCUGAGCUCAACUUGACCUUUUUCAGUCCUCCAGUAUUCCGCCAUUUCCGGGCGCACGCCCCAGAUCUAUUUUUUUUUCUUGAUUUCUCGAUCAAGAUUCGAAAAUGGGCAUACAGGGUCUGUUGCCCCUUUUGAAAUCGAUUAUGAAUCCGAUUCACAUUAAGGAGCUCGAGGGCUGUUUCGUCGCCGUCGACACGUAUUCUUGGCUGCACAAGGGCGCUCUUUCCUGCAGCACCGAGCUCUGCAAAGGCCAAUCCACUUCCAAGCACAUUGACUACUGCAUGCACAGAGUGAAUAUGCUGCGUCAUUAUGGCGUUAAACCAAUUCUUGUGUUUGAUGGGGGCCCAUUACCGAUGAAGAGUGAGCAAGAGGUUAAGCGAGCAAGAUCAAGAAAGGAAAACCUAUCCAGGGCCGUGGAGCAUGAGGCAAAUGGAAAUAGAAGGGCUGCCUAUGAAUGCUACCAGAAGGCUGUUGAUAUAUCACCUUCAGUUGCUUAUGACCUUAUCCAGGUCCUGAAGAAGGAAAAUGUAUCUUACGUUGUGGCUCCAUAUGAGGCAGAUGCACAAAUGACAUUUUUAGCCCUCAACAAUCAUGUUGAUGCUGUGAUUACAGAAGACUCGGACUUAAUUGCAUUUGGUUGUCCCAGAAUAAUCUACAAAAUGGAUAAAUUCGGGCAAGGUGUUGAGUUUAAGAGUGCCUUGUUACAGUACAACAAAGAUCUAAAUUUAGAGGGAUUCACUCAGAUGAUGUUGCUCGAGAUGUGUAUCUUUAGUGGAUGUGACUAUUUGCAGUCCCUACCUGGAAUGGGCCUGAAAAAGGCUCAUGCUCUCAUGAAGAAGUUUAGAAACCAUCAAAAUGUAAUUAAGCACUUAAAGUACAACAACAUUGAGUGUACUCCUCUUUACGAAGAAUCAUUCAGGAGGGCAAUUUUGACUUUCAGGCAUCAACGAGUUUAUGAUCCGGUUAGCGAAGACAUUGUGCAUUUAUCCGAGCCAGUGGAUAGUACUGAUGAAGAUUUAGACUUCUUAGGCCCAUAUCCUUAUUCUUUAAUUUCCUAUAACACCACUUCAUUGUCCCAGCUUGUGGCGAAAGGUAUAGCAAGAGGGAGUCUUGAUCCUUUCACAAAAAUGCCAAUCCAGAGAGAACCCGAAGCUACUGAGAAGGUGGUUCAACGAACGUACCAGCUCAAGAAUUUCAAGCCUGACAGUGAAAAGAAAAGGCUCGAUUUGCCUGCUCAGAAGAAUCUCCUUACCAAUUAUUUUUGUUUUGCUUCUCUUGAGGCAAAGAGGAACUUCAAAGCCCCUCGAGUUACAGCUAAUCAUCUAAAUGAAAGCAACAAAAUUUCCAGUCAUUCCAUAAAUACACACGAGGUAAAAUGUGACGAUUUGAAGUUUGCUGAUUCACAGGAUCAUGAUGAUAGAAGAAUUGGAGUUAAACCGUUAUCCAUAUCUGGGAAUUCAGUUUGUAAGCCAUGUAUCUCAUUGCACAAGGAUCUUGAAUUGGAUGAAGAUAAUGCCUCGAGAGAUAAAAAUAUCAGAAUGAGUAGUUCGUAUUAUCCGAAGAAUGAUGAUGAUGAAGUGGAGUACGAAAAAUGCCGUAAAGAGGAGAAAAAGGUUAUAGUAAAGAGUCGUUAUUUUUUGCACGUUAACGCAGAAAACGCUGAUCGUGAGGAAGAAAAGAGUAAAGGUGAAAAUUCUGCCGAGAUACAGAUAAAUCGAUCGGAUUUAGAUUCUAAUGAUUGCAAAAGCUCAGCUGAUGACAUAAAACAGAGAAUGAAGAGUUCUUACUUUGGACAAAUUUCUAUUGAAUCUGAAAACUUUGUAAAUAGAGGUGAAGAACUUGUCGAGCCUUGCAAUUAUGGUGUUGUUCGUAAGAGCUUGUCAAGUGAUGAUAAUCUGUUAGAAGGCAAUACUGUGAAGAAAAGAAAGCUUGCUCAAACUGACAGCCCAAUUGACGACACAAAGGAAAAUAAGUGGUCUAAAGACCUUUCGAGCUCAUGCAAUUUGGAUAUAGAAAACGAUACAAAAGAUGAUGAAGAAGAAAAAAUGGCGUGCAACAUUAGUCAUUUAGGUCGUUAUUCUGAUAUAGCCGGGAAGUCAAUGGAAAAAUUCGUGUCGGUUAUAUCGUCGUUUAAAUACAGCUUGUCUGGUUCACGUGCAAGUGGCCUUCGUGCGCCUCUAAAAGACAUAAAGAACAACAAUUGCAUCAAAAGGUCGAGUCUUGAUGUGGAUUUGAAGAAAUUCACUUACGCGCCUGCCAAACGAACAGCAGCCUCAAGAUGCCUUAAAAGUAAAAUUUGAGGUUCUUUUUUUUUUUAGAGUGGAGUACUAGAAAUGAAUUUUGAUGGCUGGUCUGGUUUUUGGUGUUCUUUAGAGAAUAUAUUAAGAAUGGCAGCUUAGCAGGUUUGUGUUUUGCUGCCACAGGUUUUUAGUGAAGCCCUGUUUUGCAUGAUAAAUGUGUAAUUUGUUUAAUGUACACUAUUUGUGGUUUUUUGCCAAUUGACUCACUUACACAUAUUGUAACUUUAUGAGUUAAUGUUUUCUUUUCUUUCCUAUUUUGGUUGGGAA